Messenger RNA from Asparagus officinalis (garden asparagus), 1013 nucleotides. RefSeq names its product trafficking protein particle complex subunit 2-like. Gene Ontology annotation, biological process: endoplasmic reticulum to Golgi vesicle-mediated transport. The transcript has 4 exons. Lineage: Eukaryota; Viridiplantae; Streptophyta; Magnoliopsida; Asparagales; Asparagaceae. The record is from RefSeq and is a predicted model, not a curated record. Gene Ontology annotation, cellular component: TRAPP complex; nucleus; cytoplasm. The coding region runs from base 117 to 464 and encodes 115 amino acids.
CAAAACACGAAGCCUGACGGUCUUCUCAUUUCUUUCGGUCGCUGACGAUAAGUUUUCGACUUCUCUUCUCUUUUUCGAUCUCUCUUUUGUUCGAUCAAUCGAUCUCAGUACUCUCAAUGGCGGAUCAGCUGACGGAAGAUCAGAUCUCGGAGUUCAAGGAGGCCUUCAGCUUGUUCGACAAGGAUGGAGACGCUAAAGAAGAAGCAGCUCAUCAGCACCAAUUUAUUUUGCAUGCUGCUUUAGAUAUUGUUCAGGACCUUGCAUGGACAACAAGUGCCAUGUUUUUGAAGGCCAUUGACAGGUUCAAUGACUUGGUGGUGUCUGUGUAUGUAACUGCUGGUCACACUAGAUUGAUGCUGCUUCAUGAUUCACGUAAUGAGGAUGGGAUAAAAAGUUUUUUCCAAGAGGUUCAUGAGCUUUACAUUAAGGUAAUUCUGUUGCUUCUCAUCUACAUUUUAUACUGAAAGAACUUCUCGGCCACAUUUCAUCUUUUUUAAUUCUAACAACAAAUGUUGAUUCUUUUUGCAUAUAUAAUUCGUAUUCUGUAUUGCUAGAUGCUUAUCUUUUUUUCAAAUUGUCUCACAUCUUUGUUAUCACUUUCUAAGUCUGGUGCUCAACAGCCUCAACCGCCUCUCGAAGCCAGAGCCACCCAUGCUGUAAUUGUCAACACUCUCUUGAAGUCCUUCUACAAAUCUUUGGGGUUGGCUGUUUGAGUUGUUUUCCUGCUUUCACAUUCAUAACUGCUGACUGCUGCUAUCUAUGUAAAUGUUCUCCUUUAUCCUGACUGCUGCUAUCUAUGUAAAUGUUCUCCUUUAUCCUGACAUGGUAUUGUCAUUGAAAAGAAGAUGGGAUUGUUCAUGGAUGUCCUCAUGGUUCAAAGGCAUUUUGGGUUACUUGCAAUGGCAUCUUGCUAACUUUCAUUGUUCUUGAGCUCAAUGGCAUUUUGUUUGCAACUUUGCAUCUUGUUAACUUCUGUUGUGAACACUGCAUCAUAUUGGUAAUCCUUCCUUGUU